GUUGGUCGUUCGUUGCAGACAAUGGUAAUUUUCAAAAGCCUAGCUCACCUCUCCUGAAAGUUUCCACCAUCCUAGACGUCGGCUCUGCGUUAAGUUUUAUAGAAGUCUUCAAGAACCACCAGAACUACGAAUUUCCUCUAUCUGCAGUUGUUACUUCAAGCUUUGGAUCCCAAAUGGCCAGCCCAUCUGUUGCCCUCUCUCAAACCAGAACGCGAAUUUUGGACUUUGCGAAACCUCACAAAAGCGAAGCAGCUGUUCGUUUGCGUACGAGCACAGCAGGAAUUGCCAUAUUGCUAUUGGUGAUGAAUCUCUCACCAUUGCCAUCCUUAUGGACGUGUUUUGGUGUCGUUUUGUCUCAGAAUUCAUCGGCCACAUCUUGGUGGUUUUAUCUGUGUUCAGCAGAAUUAGCGCUAUUGAGUCUCUUCGCUCUGAACGUCCUACAGGCUGGUUACGCGCUGAAAUAUCCUCGUGCACCGCUGCCACCUCUUCAGUCGCCUGCGAAAGCAAAUUAUAUCUCUCCCGUCAGCCAGAAGAAGCGUCUGCGAACUUUUACUCCUAAUACCUCCCCGCAAUUACAAAAAUCUUUCUCAUCCUCUUACAUUUCCUCUCCUAUCUCUACCCCUUCGCGUACUUUGCACUACACGAUGCCAUCAUCUCCGUCUCCUUUCAACACUCCAUUGAACUCAUCUUCGAUAUCGAUACCUCCAUCGCCAUCGCCAGUAAUAGCAUCACCUCUCGCAGCUUAUCGAGGACGACACUCUGCUUCUGUAGGGCAUGCUUUUGAUGGUUCAAUUUUAAGUCGGCUCAAUCACGAUUCAGAAGAUGACGAAGACGAAUAAAGACGUACCUCUUUUCUAUUCGAAUUUACCUAGCAAUGUGAUACAGGAUUUGCGCAUGAUCUAGCAUGCUAUCUAUUGACCCACUUUAAAGGGACACGCUUGAG
Serpula lacrymans var. lacrymans S7.9 is the source of this 943-nucleotide messenger RNA. RefSeq lists its product as uncharacterized. The coding region runs from base 174 to 839 and encodes 221 amino acids. The record is from RefSeq and is a predicted model, not a curated record. NCBI's taxonomy places the organism in Eukaryota, Fungi, Basidiomycota, Agaricomycetes, Boletales, Serpulaceae. The transcript has 4 exons.